Adelges cooleyi (spruce gall adelgid) is the source of this 12065-nucleotide messenger RNA. RefSeq lists its product as uncharacterized. The record is from RefSeq and is a predicted model, not a curated record. Gene Ontology annotation, biological process: phosphatidylinositol-mediated signaling; small GTPase-mediated signal transduction; lipid metabolic process. The transcript has 50 exons. Bases 451 to 11352 code for a protein of 3633 amino acids. Gene Ontology annotation, molecular function: phosphatidylinositol-4,5-bisphosphate phospholipase C activity; guanyl-nucleotide exchange factor activity; protein binding. NCBI's taxonomy places the organism in Eukaryota, Metazoa, Arthropoda, Insecta, Hemiptera, Adelgidae.
UUGUCCCAAAACACCCGUGGUAAACGUAACGUUAUUUUUAUAUGAUAGUUUUGGCGAAAAGUCAUUAUAAAAAAUAAAAUUACACCAACAGACCAACAUAAUAUAGCGCCAAUAGUACACACUUGACAGUGUGCAGUAGUCGAAGCCAAGCAAAAAAAAAAAGAAAUGUCUUGAUUGAUCUGUUCAUUACACCGUACCGGGCGAUAUCACACAACUUUGCAAUUUGGCAAGAUGACCGGCUUCAGUCGAGACGGCUGAGAGGUAAGUAUUGAAGCAGUUAACUGUCGUUGUCUACUGGAAGCCUUACAUACUGGAAUACCAACCACUUGUCAAUAAAACUCUCGAAAAAAUUAUAAAAAACCGUAAAAGUCUCGCAUUUCGCUCUUCAACUGGUCUUUGGAACAAAACCCAUUUCGAAACUUAUGGACACCGGACUUGGUUCGGUUUGAUAUGCUAGGAUCUCGUGUCGGCGGUUUUCUCAUGUCUCUGCCGUCACCGUCAGUUGCAAAUGGGUCCGGAAAAGGAGACGAUCAUCAACUGACCGUGGGCUUACCAGCAAACUCCGGCCACGGUGACUCCGACACGGACAUCUCUGACGAAAUGGAUUCGGAAAGUUCGAUGGCGUCCGAUGAGCUACAGGACGAACCAAGCUCCUCGGUGCCAUCGUUCCCUCAAAAUUGCAGUGUUCACUCAUCUAUGAUGUCGCCUCCUCCAAAUAUAACGUUCGAGAGCCAACUACUGGACAUGUCAAUUCGCACAAAUGAUACUUACAGAGUAAAACAAGUUUUAUUCAUGCAUCGAGACAAAUUUAAGAUCGGUUCCAAGGUUCCAAAAAUGCGUUAUAACUUUAGCUCAGAAAAAAACGAAACAGAUUUACCUUCAGAUCGACAGAAUGCUCCUCCCAAAAACGAACGAGUCGAAGAAAACACUUUCUUUCCAGCAAACUCGCCGGUGGACGACCGAUCACAGUUGCCGUUCAAAAAUGCUUUGCACAUAGCCAUCGAGUGUGGGUCGGUGGACGUAGUCCGUGUUUUGCUCGAGAACGGCAUCGACGCCAACGCUAGUGGAUAUGUUCAUUCAAACAUGAAACAAGAGGUCACCGGUGCCACGGUAAAGGGGAUAAGUUCUAGUAGACCUAAGUCUGAUGGCCCGAGUACAAAUUUGACAAGCAACAGAACUCAAACCGUACGGCACGUACUAGAACGUGAGGACGACAUAGACGCAACGGUGCAACCCAUUCCGUGGUCGUCAUUAGCAGUGACAUAUACUGUCGUAGACGAAUGUGACAAAGACAAUCACGCGUGCCAAUCCAACUCGACCGCAUUGCGGCCAAACGAACAAAGCAAAGGAAAACGUAUCAUGCUACGGUUGACGUCAGCUCUUAAAAGGCCUCAGUCGCUGAACGUCGACAAGCCUUUGCACACCGACACCGACAGUUCUGCGGGAACUCGACAGUCCGCGUCUGGAGCCCAAAGGUCAACGGCAAAGGCCGUUCCUGGAUCGUCGUCCGGCAAAAAACCGGUUACCGAACCCAAGGGCAUAAUAAGUGAGCUUCGUCGUAGCAGCGAGGUGUACCGCGCUAUCGUUUGCAACAUGUCCUUCGGGAACAAUGAGCCGGUAGUCAACGAACAGGAGAGCAACAACCUGGACGUGCCUACGUUGUUUGAGCGUCACGAACGCCGCCGGUACGACGAGUAUGAGAUCGAGAAUGGCCGUCUUAAUUUGAUGGAAAAGACGCCGUCACCGGUUCAGUCGAACCAGUCUUUGGCAUCGGUCAACUCCAACAGCUCUCUCGUGUCGGUCGGACAAACAAAGAACGAACCCGACGACGAUGACUACAGCGAGCCCAAGACCAAUUUCAAGAUCAACAACGAUAUCAUAUCGUCGGACCAAAUCCACGACAUGAACGCCAUGUACACCAAAAGCUACCUGAUCACGUUGCCGCCAAUAUACUCGGCCAUCGUCCGCCGAAAUUCCACCGUGGUCUACAUGUUGCUCAAGCACGGCGCAUCGCCAAACUUCCAGGACGCAUUUGGUAACACUCCGUUGCAUGUUGCCGUCAUACAACCCGACAUAUCGUGGAACUGCGUGUUGGACCUGAUCGAGUUUGGCGCCCAAAUUUGCCUAAAAAAUAACAACGAUAUCAGCCCGUCGGAUAUAGUGGAAUCACUGAUACACAUCCAAGUGUACGUUGUCCAGGACUGCUGGAAGAGACUAUCCACUUCGAAUGCUACCAAAGCAGAAGCUUUGCGACGACGUUCAGAAAACUAUCCGACUUUUGGCAACGGUGAGCAAACUAAAUUGGCUGAAUCGUCCACUUUGCAUUCGAGAAUAUUAAAGAAAAUACGGUUUGCCCAAACGGAAAACGUGAAUGGAAUGAACGGCAAUAAUAAAGGGCAUUCAGAAUCAAUGUGGUCGCUCAAGAGCAUUUUGAGCCCAGACGUGGAGGACGGAGGGCGUACCCGGCGAUUGUCACAGACUAUCAAGGUUAAGCAAGGGAAAAAAAAUGCCAAAUAUAACGGAUUUAAACUAAAGAAUACGAUAGACACGACAUACGCUAUAGAUAAGAAAUUUCAAAUAAUGUCGCAUAUGGCGGGAAAUUUGGAAUGCCUUGGUUUUAUUUUAUAUGGCUUUAAGACACACAUCACAAGUGUCUUAAAACAAAUCAACAUUACUAAAACGUGGCCGCAUAUUAGUACGAUGUUGAAAAAAAUAUUAAUAUUGUCGGUCAAUGAAUAUGCUGAACGUGGGAAAAAAGAAGAACUAGCUGUAAUACUAUGUACAGUAAUCAAAGUGUGUUUGAAGGUAUUGCACGGAGUACCUCGUGUGCAGUUUUCUGCAAUGUCAAUAAUCAAUCGGACAAUCGACAUUGCCAUUCAGUACCGAGUCGCGUAUUUAGAAGUAGACGAAUGCAAUUUCUUACACCACCCUCACUACAUUGCAACCAUGAAAUCUUGGAACAAAAGAGAACAAUCGAAACAGAGAAAUAAAAAUAUUGCGUCUAUUUUAAAAUCUCUGAUCAGCGACUUGCAGGGUUCGAAAGACGGGAGACCCAGAGCCAAAAACGUUACAGAAAGCGUACUUGGAAUAUUAUCUAACAUACAUACCUCAACUAUAAUCAAUGUUCUUCACAACUCAUUGACUAUGUACAAAAGAGUCACGGACAGUAAGCAGACGUGUACUCCAAGUCAAAGGUCUAGCCAGUGCAAUUCACAUUGCUUACAAAUUCUAAGUGCACGGACUCUUCUUUUUAUGGCUCUCAACGAAGACGUUCAAUGCAAGUUAGCUGAAGAACCUCAAAUCAAAGUCUUGGCCGCCUCCCUGGAUUCUACUCAUGAUCCGCAUUUAUUGGUUCUGGUGUUGCAAAUAUUUUCAACAAUAGCGUUGCAUCCCAAACACCACAAGAACCUCAUAGAUAAUAAUGUACCAACCGUUUUAAAUCAGCUUCUAUUGCCAUCAGACGAGUGGUACUACAUCAAUCAUAGCGACAAAUACGGUCGAUAUGUGAAGCUCCAUGCAGCCAAAGUAUUAGUCUACUUGGGAUUCUCUAGCCGCAUAAGUUUUUCCAUUUUUGAUAUAUCUCAAGAUUCCCAACUACAACCAAUAUCACACGAGGAACGUUACAUAGUACUAACGUCUAAAGUACCAAGCACUAUUGUAUCAGAGGAAAAGCUUUUAGGGGUGUCUAUUGAAGAAGCCGUUAUCAGUCUGUUAAACGAAAUUGAGGAAUCAUUGAAACAACCCACAACACCACCUGCUGAAACAUACACGCUUCAUUGGGCACUUAGUGGACAAUCAUACAGUCUUCUGGAACAAAACCAAGCAAGGACCGACACCGACGCCGAACCCAAGUACCCAGUAUCCGUACGAUCGCCGCUAUUUGUGCAAAAGUUUUUGGCUUGCUUCGACAGCGUGGUGGAUCCCGUGAUACUGGUCAGACUACUUGCUCACAGGUUUUUUACCACACCCGUGUGCCGUAAGCCCAGUUCCAGCAUAAUAACCUACGCAUCGGUACAAGACCAACUGCCGCCCAGAAACCCCAGGAGUCGAGCUUCGUCCACGGACACAAACGCGAGCACUCGCAAGAGACGAUUCAACCUGAGUUUGGACCAAUUCGAUGGGACCCAGCUUAAAGGCAAAGGCAAACCAAGCAGUUCUCAAAUUUUGCGCCGUCGACGAAGUAGUUCCAGCAGUACAGGAGGCUAUGGCAUCGAACCGGCCGUCCACGCGACUGUAAACGCAUGCUCACACAUAAUGAAACAAGAGCUGUACAGGGAAAGUGUCUUGAGCCCGGAAAUGGAAGGCGAAGAAUACAGGAACUCGUGUGCUUCAUUAGCCUCUGCCAAAAUGCUUCCUAGCGGACACUAUUUUCAGUUACUGCCAAGACGCAGACCGUCAUUGAAAACGACCAACGUUCGCAGUGAUAACGAAAGACGGUCCAAAUCGCAAGCUAAUAUUUCAAGAGCGAAGACAGAUCCCCGACAUACACCGGAACAUGAUGUUUUGGCUUUUCAAAAAGAAUUGCAAAACAUACCAAACCUGGAUUUACCUAACCACGAUCCCAACAGACGGAUUCCGAUGGACUCGACCUUCAAUGGCCCUGCGUCUGAAUUCGUUGCUCUUAACAGACCCCGUUCUAGGUCUAUGCCUCGUGUCACUUUCGAGUCCAGCAGAUACUUGGCUUUGCCCGACUCUUUGCCGUUCGUCAGCCGAUUGCCCAGGGGACGUUCGGCAGGUACCUUAGGAUUUCAGACGGAAUAUCACGGUUCGUGCGGACCAAUGGUGAUAUCCAACCAGACUUCUGUAGCCUUACCGGGUUACCCGAUAAACGUCAGCAACGACCCACCGAUUUUUGAGUCUGGCAACGUCGCCGGAAAUGUUAACGUUGCUUGUGGUUCCGGUGCAGUGUUGUCUGGUUCCGGAAAUACUUACAGCAGCAGAAGGAGUUCGAUGUCGCCGAGUGACCGGUCGAAGGGAAGAGACAGCGUGGCUUUUGCCACCGUCAUAACUACCGCGCACAAAAGCAUAUUUAUUUUGUUAGAGAAUUGGCUGAGAUCAACUAAAAUUGAAUUGCACAGCAAACAUCCGAUGUGCGUUGAACUGCGUGAUUUAAUGCGGAAUGUCAAUAUAAUCGGUGGCGAAUACGCUCAAUGGUACACUGAUAUCACCACCGAGUUCAAAGAACUUUCUAUCGAAAUUGACAAAAAAGAAGACGAAGUAUUGACCACAAACAAAGAGUACGCGACGUUCCACAAAGCCAUAGUGAGCGGAAAGUUUUGUCUGUCCUGCGAUGAAGCCGUCGAGCUGGCUAAAGCGCAGUUCAAAAUCGAGAAGUUCUUAGACAAACACAAUCCCGAGGACAGCAUGGCCGAUCAAAGCCCUGUAGAGUCCCUAAUGGACGGAUGCGGUCCCAGUUUCGCUCUUCGUCCUAUAUCAGAGGAUAGGGAACAGCAGGUGCAGCCCGAGGUGCCCGAGGUGUGGUCGCCGGUGUCUUUGUCGCCGCCGCCAUCGUUGGACCUAAGUGACUCUUUCUCCAACACCAGACCGGUUAGCAUCAUCAGGCGAUCCAUUCGGUCGGCACGAGACUGUUUCGAGGACCUUUACGUGAGACAUCCCAGUCCCGAGUCGGAACACGAUGCUUAUGAUUUAGCUGGCAAGAUGCAUAUGUACGUCCCUUCGGAGUUCAGCAACCCUCAGGUCGUGGCCAAACUCGGCAAGGAACUAAAGAAAAUAUUGAGUCAGACGUUUUUCUCCGAAACGGAGCAAGAACUGAAACAAAACUACGUGAACCUAUGCAAACAACUACCAUCGUACGCCACCAGACUUUACAAAGUCAAGGAAGUCUCACGGCACCGGACCAACCCCGGUGUAAAGGGUACACGCUUGUUGGGACUAAGCUACGAUAAACUUGUGUUAAUUGACAGUAAGACAAAGGUCGUAAUUAAAUGGCAAAUGACGCAAGAUUUGGUUCAAUGGCAACAACAAUCAAACGUGAAAUUAUAUUUGGAUUUCCGUAAUGCCAAAUGGACGCUGGAGCUGCCAACAGACCGUGCGCUGCGGGAUGUUGGUGUAGUUUUGUUUCAGAUUUUACAAGAAAUUGAUUCCAAUUUUUUGGAACAGUACAGCAUUAUAUCACCGAGUUACCGUAAGAAAUUCACAGAAAAAACAAAAAUUAAACUGGACGAAGAACUUUGUCCAGAGUUUAACGUAUUGCGGCGCAUACUACAUUUUCCGGAAGAAGUUGCGCUGCUUUUGACUAAAAAAGAAAUAGAAUUAUUCUACAGCGUGCCACCAUUGGACUAUCUACGGCAAGUAGCCAUGGAUCAAAAUACCCAGUAUCCAUGUACAACAUCGAUUAAGAUACUCGUGGAUAGAUUCGUAGCCGUAAGUUCUUGGGUGGCACAAUUAAUCCUGACAAUGCGGAAGUACGAACAUCGCAAAGCCAUACUUUCGUGUAUACUUAGGGUGGCAAAAGAAUGUUGGAACAUUGGCAACUUCAAUGGUGCAAUAGAAAUCGUCGCCGGUUUAAGGUCGGAAAAAGUCAGGUCAUUUAUGCAAACUGUAAUGGAAAAGGAAAAAGUGCCAUUUUUGGAUUUCCUUAACGAAACCAUGCUUUUCCCCGCUCGGUACGAGGGCGCUCUGAAAAGAGCGCUUGCCAUGGCCGACUGUCCGGUGGUGCCGUUCUUUGGGACGUUUUUAAGGGAGAUACGACAAGUAAUGCAAGUCAUACCCGAAUCUAUGGUGUUGUCUUCACUGGACAACGCGACCGCUUUACAGCCGGCGGUCAACAACGAAGAUUCAGACAAUUUCUCCACAAUGAUCUCACUGGGUGGCAUCACUAACCUAGACAGGAUGUACAAAGUGCAAGACGUUCUUGACAACUUGUCGAUGAUACAUAAACAUUGUUACGAAAGAAAAAAGAAUGAAAACGUCGUGUCAGACUCGCAAAAUCUUGAAGAAAAAUCCAAAGGAAGAUACGUUCCCGUACAGGAGUUGGCUUACGAUCAUAACCUGUCGAUGAUUCCUAUAGGAGAUUCUCCUAUGGCUAAAGACUUUACGAUCAGUCAUCACGAUUUACAGAUUAUGCAUCACGGCACCACCGUCGUGCAUUGGGAUGCGGAAUACAGUAACAGGUCCUCUCUGGUCUACCUGCGGUUGGAAAGAAACAACUGGACGCUGUCUUGGGGCAAGAAACCCUGGAGCUCCCUUAGACUUAAUUCGGCCAACAUGCCGGAUUACUCACUGAGCGUCGAUCCGGAAGACAAUGUGCCCAACUCAAUUAUGAACCGACAGUCUGCCGAUUGUCCGUCGUCGAAGAGCCUGAAUGAGGGGUAUUUGGAUCUAUCGGCCGUCAAAGAUAUUUUCAUAGCAGACUCAGCCGGCCGAGAGCGGAUCAAGGAGUGUUUGAAUAUUAUGAGAAAAUUUAAUUUACAAAAUUAUGAGAUAUCCGAAUGUUGUAUUUGUAUUGUACACGGAAACAACACAGGGGAAAAUCGCAUGUUAUACUUGUUGGCACCGAAAACAGUACUAAGCUUGUGGCUCGAGGGACUUACGAAAAUCGUUAAUAGAGUCCGAGAAGUGAUGCGCGAGGAAGACCAAUACAGGAUAUGUCUUAUGAAGAUUUAUGUACUGCAAUAUGUGAAAUCAAAAGGUCUAGGACCACUACCAUCUGACGCUAUCAAAUUACUUGGUGGAAGAGACUGGAUGGUCAGCGGAAACGGCAGCGGUCAACCGGAAAUGAGCUUGGCCAAGCGGGCCGCUUCUAUUCGGUUCCGAAAGAAAAAAUCCAUAAUCAGCAUUCCCAAUGACAGGCUUUUACCUUGUAAUGUGAACGAAUUGGUCAGCCGGUCUCGGUUAGACUUGACCAACAGCGGCGAAAACCACCGACAAGAUAACGACGAUAUCCAUGCCAUCAAACCGGACCAUUCUGAGAACCCUAUUGAUCGUGUCCAGCAUGAUAAAUUACUGAGCUUCGAAGAUUUCUUGCUGCUUUUCGAAUGUUUCAGACUGCGUAUACGGAUGGAUUUAAAAAUCCUAUUUGAUCAGAUUCGAAAUGAGGAAAACAGUUCGUCUAACCGAGACUCGGGAGAGAAUGAAACCGAAAACAAUCAACCGCCACGUCCAAGAACGUUGUCGGCGCCAGCUCAAGUAGCAGACAUUUUGAAUAGCAUCAAGUCGAAAAAACGGAAUUCUCAGAGUGUAAUAGCUUCUCAAAAGCAAGUUUUCGACGCCAUCGCUACAUCAAGCAUAGUGUCAAAUUGUGCGGGAGUGGAGACUUCCACUUUGGCGUCCACGUGGUCGGCAAGUCUGUUAGCAAAGUUCAUAACAAAUAAACAAAAGACGGAUUGCACGGAAUCGGAAGCUCGCGAAAUUAUACAGCGAUUCGAACCGGAUUCCGAAAUUCGCAGUCAUGAUUGUAUGUCAUUCGAGGGGUUCGCCAAAUAUAUUAUGGAUCGGGAGAACAGUGCGUUCGACGAACAAAAGUCCACUGUAAAUGAUGCCGAUAUGGAUUUCCCAUUAUCGUGCUAUUAUAUAGCGUCAUCGCACAAUACUUACCUGGAGGGCAAUCAACUCAAAGGAGAAUCUUCUGUGGACAUCUACAGCCAUAUUUUGCUGUCCGGAUGCCGGUGUGUGGAGCUAGACUGCUGGGACUGUGGUGGCGAUUAUCCGACCAUCACUCACGGGCGUACGUUCACUUCGAAAAUACCGUUCAUCGCGGUCGUGCACGCUAUUAACAAAUCAGCAUUCGUCACUUCCCCAUAUCCCGUCAUACUGUCUAUAGAAAACCAUUGUUCAAAAGCUCAACAAACCAAGAUGGCUCAAGUAUUCCGGGAAGUUUUUGGAGAUAAGCUCGUGACGGGCUUCAUGUUUGACUCGGACUACACACCACAGUUGCCGUCUCCUAAUCAACUGAAAUAUAAAAUCCUAAUAAAGAACAAAAAGAUACAACCGAAAAACAACAACAAUCAGUCAAAAAGUUCGGAUCAUUCGACACAUAGAAGCAGUUCGACCAGCACGGGCACAGAUGAAGUCAUCCCCGGGAUCGAUGACGAGGAAGAUGAUGAUGACGACGACGGUUACGAAGACGAAGAGGUGAAACUGGAAAGACCAAAUGACAUGACUAAUUGGUUUAGUCUAAAAUUCAAGACGAGCGAUAAACGUACAGAAAAAGUCGAACAGAAACAUAAAAAAAAUAAUAGAAUAAUAUCAAAAGACUUGUCCGAUAUAAUCAUUUACGUUCAGGCAGUCAGAUUUAACACGUUUGUACCUCUCAGUCCACGGAGUUCGGUGAGGAGAAAUCGGUCAAAUAGCGAAUCUAAUGACGGUGGCGUGGGCAACGACAAUUCCGCACAUCGUUCCGGCUUGAAUAUGCAUCAUCCGUGCUUCAAGUGCACGUCAAUCCACGAACUUCGGUGUCGAAAAGUGGUUAAAACAAAGCCACUGGACGCACUUGGACAUUCUGAGAGGCAGUUGGUACGAGUGUACCCAUCGAGCAUUAGGAUGGACUCGUCUAACUUCAACCCGUUGACAUUCUGGUUGACCGGUAUCCAGAUGGUAGCUCUCAAUUACCAGAAGGAUGAAACGACCGGCAUGCACUUGAACACUGCUAUGUUCGAACAAAAUGGCGGUUGUGGGUACGUAUUGAAGCCGGAGAUGAUGCACGACCCGGCCCAUAACAUGUUUCGCAAGUAUAACCCUUUCGCAAAGGGGUUCUGUGGAACGCACACUAUUCAACUACACUUGAACAUCGUAUCUGGCCAAUAUGUAUCGCCGGCCGGCGAGUACCGUUCCAACGUGUACGUGGAAGUAAUGAUUAUCGGUAUACCUAACGACGAAAGUAAGAAAAAAACCCAAACAGUAAGUAACAACUCAGUGAACCCAAUGUGGAACGAAGAAUUCUCAUUCCGCGUACUCUUCGACGAGCUAGCAUUCGUCCGGUUCGUCGUGUAUGAUGCCAGCUCCAAUCAUCCUCUCUGUCAGCGCAUUGUACCUCUCAAAUGCCUCCGGUUAGGGUACCGACACCUUUACAUGCGCGAUAUGCAUAACCGACCUUUGCCGUUGGCCAAGCUGUUCAUCCAUACCCACAUCGAUGAGUUGUCUCCAGACGUAAACACAUCCGACAACGUAGAAUCUGCGAAAAGCGAUUCAACACGCAAAAAUGACUGUGUGGAACACAUCAGAAAGAAUUUCCCAUUGGAGAUUUACGGUGUUGUAUCCGAAGGGUAUACCGAUUUUCAAGUUACACCCGAGAGUACGGUGAAGGAUAUACUCUGCAUGGCUCUUGAAAAAUUGGACGAGCCCAUCAAAGAUCUCAAGAGGUAUGUACUAAUUGAAGAGGUGAAAUGUGACAUGAUUCCGCAAGACAUGUUGGCCGAGAGUUGUGUGGAAAUCAACAUGAAACGUGGAACCUACACGACUAAAGUCUUAAAAAAGUCCAGAGGCAUUAGCAAGUUCCUUAGAAGGAAGAACAAGAAGAAUAGCCGCAAGUUUUGGAGAAGCGUUAACGCUGAAAUUAUUCGACGAGUAAUGGAAGAUAACGAACAUCCACUGGCGUUACAAGCCCAAAGAAAAGGGAACUUUGUAUUGAAGAGAAUUGGGGACGAUCCAAGCUGCCGUGCUUGGAUUACCGUAUUGCAAGCUAUGAAUCGCACGAGCCGGUCAUGGGACGAAGCAGCCACCUUUAUGGUAUGUAUAUACAAUGUGGCCGACGAUAUUCCAUAUGCCAUGAUAAAAGUCCCUCUAGGAUCGACCACGCAAGACGUACUGGCCAAAGUGCUAGUCAAGGUUAGACGUAUGGAUGAUGACCCGGCCAAUUUUAUUCUUGUCGAAGAAUUAAUGCACAACAGUUCGGAUAUAAGAUACAGAGUAUUAGACGACGACGAGGACGUGGCUUUCACCAUGUACCAUUGGUUCGGUCCAGGCCGAUUGGUCAUGGAAGAGCGGGAGCUGGAAAGGACAGAGAGCGACAGCGAGGGAUUGAUCACAAGAACAUCGGAAACAGUUAACAGUUUGUCAGAUAAACUAGGUCUGUCCGCAGCCAUAGCGGCCGUUGGUCGCGGGUGGCGCGCCUGUGGCCUACCAACACUGCCGGGUUGCUGUCUUCGGCCGGAAAACUGCCGCGCAGAGGUUAUCGAAAAGGCAGCUAAGGACCAUCAAAAACUGAUGAUGGAUCGGUUAAUACUACAGGAAAAUGAUGACGGCGACGGUGGGGGCUUAGAGCGAGCCGGUGACUCUGAUAGCUCUGGUGGACGGUUUUCAAUAUCUUCAUCCCAGUUUUGGAGAUACUGGAACAGAUGUUGGUGUCUGAGAAGAAUUCCUAGAGAGCCCUCCAUUAUCGGCACUAUGGUCUGAGUUACCGUUAAUCUUCCUUCGCCGUUACCACUUUCUUUAUUUAAUUAUUAUUAUUACGGUUAUUAAUUAUUAUCAUUAUAAUUCCUUGUACCCAGAAUUUAUAUCAUUACAUUUUCUUAAGGUAGGUAUUCUCUAUAUAUGUACAUAGAAAUAUAUACAGAUACAUGCAUAUAAUAUCAUAUAUAUAUAAUAAACACACAGAGAAGUUUAAUCCGUUUUAAAAAUAUUGAUCACCAUUGUUCCUGUCGUUAAAUCAAUGACAGUUUGGAAAUUUGUUUUCAUUUGCUUUAACGAUAAUUACGUAAUUUUAGAUAUUAUUUUUUUCUAUAAAAAAUAUUACACGUUUUUCGAACAGCUCCCAAUGAUCCACUGUAGUGGAUCUGCUUGAUCUAUAGCAUAUCGACUCCCCUCCCGAUCAAUCCUAUAUUAUUAAAAACCAAAAAAAAAAAGACACCAAUCUAGUCAUUUUAUUGAUACGACUAAACAUAAUACUAUUAUUAGUUGUACUCGAAUUUUUAUCAUUGUUUCUAUUUGUAUUUGUUUAUUAGUGUUGUACUAGCAUUAUAACCGUAUAUUUAUUUAUUUUCAUCAAUGAUUAUGGAAUAACAUAUAUUUUUCAAAAUAGACCUACAUUAUCAUUACCAUUAUAUUUAAUCUAAAGAUUUCCUCACGAGAUUCUCUAUAUUUACCUAAUAAUAUACACAAUGUAUGUA